Mauremys mutica (yellowpond turtle) is the source of this 1681-nucleotide messenger RNA. RefSeq names its product adenosine deaminase tRNA specific 3 (gene ADAT3). The record is from RefSeq and is a predicted model, not a curated record. The transcript is spliced from 2 exons. Bases 97 to 1143 code for a protein of 348 amino acids. Gene Ontology annotation, molecular function: tRNA-specific adenosine-34 deaminase activity. Lineage: Eukaryota; Metazoa; Chordata; Testudines; Geoemydidae. Gene Ontology annotation, cellular component: nucleus; cytoplasm.
CCCUCCCCUCCCUCCCGCCGGGCGCGGUUGACCAAUCGGGACGCUCCCCUGUGCAGACGGGCAGCGCCGGGAGCCAAUGGGCGCGAGGGAGCGGGAAUGGGGGCGGGGCCUGGACUGGGGGCGAAGGCAGGCCGGGGGGCGAUGGAGCCAGACUGCAAGCGCAGGAGGAUGGAGGAGCCGGCGGACCCCCCGUGGGAGCCGGUGCUGGUGCUGCCCGAGCUGGAGUCGCAGGAGGUCGAGCUGACCCCGGCCUACGCCGCCCCCGUGCUGCUCCGGACCGAGACGUCCCGCCUGGUGCGGGAGCUGGCGGCCGCCCGCCCCCUGCCGGAGCUCCCGCACCUCAAGCGGGUGCGGGCGCGGGGGGGGACCCAGCCGCUGGAGCUGCUCCUCUGCCCGGCCGGCCCCUCGCCGGGCGCCUCGCGGCCGCUGGCGGAGCUCCUCCCCGCCGGACGGGUGGACGUGCGCGGCCUGGGGGAGCCCUUCCUGGUGCAGGUGCCCGCCCGGGCCCCCCUCACCCGGCCCCAGUUCGAGGCGGCCGCCCGGCACUGGCCCACCGCCUUCCACGAGAACAAACGGACCAGCCGGGCCCUGGCCGGGCGCCUCUUCACCCCCCAGGACAAGGCGGCCAUGGAAGCUCACAUGCAGCAGGCCGUCCGGGCCGCCCGCCGGGGGGCGGAGCUGGGCAUGGUGCCGGCGGGCGCCGCCGUGGUGGAGCCGGCCACGGGGCGGGUCCUGGCGGUGGGGCACGACUGCCGGAACGGCCUCCACCCGCUGCUCCACGCCGCCAUGGUCUGCAUCGACCUGGUGGCUCGCGGCCAGGGCGGAGGCGCCUACAGCUACCGGGACUAUCCCGCCUGCUCCUUCCUGCCCCCGGACGGCUGCCCCCUGCCCGGCGAGGGGCUGCCCUACAUCUGCACCGGCUACGACCUGUACCUCACCCGGGAGCCCUGCGUCAUGUGCGCCAUGGCCCUGGUCCACUCCAGAAUCCAGCGGGUCUUCUACGGCGCCGCCUCCCCGCACGGGGCCCUGGGCUCCGGCUACCGACUCCACGGCCGCCCGGACCUCAACCACCGCUACGAGGUCUUCCGGGGCGUCCUGGAGGGGCCCUGCCGCCGCCUGGGCCGGGAGCCCGCUGCCCGCUAGCGCCGGGCGCGGCUUUUAGCCCGUCUGUUUUAACAAGCCGAGCUGGACAUGGGGGUGUUUUAAAUAAAGUUGUUUUAAUGGGGAUCUGGCUGUGUUACGUGCCGGGGGGAGGAGGGUGUCGGCCACCAAAUCUGUGCCCGUUUGGGCUGGGGGGGCUUCCUGGGGGACGGGCCGUGCUGCAGCCGGUUCUGAUGGGUGGGAGCUGGGCCCAGGGGUGGCAGGUGAAGCUGCCCCCCCUCGCCCGGGGGGCUGAGACGGUGAGUCUGGAGCCCCUCCACCUGUGGCCCCACCCAAUUCCUCCCCUUCCCUCACAGCCCCCCCGUUCCACCCCCACUCCGCCUUCCCCCCCCAACCCCAUCCCCCUGCGCCCCAGAGACGCUCUGUGAGAGCUGUUCCAGGGACGUAGGGGGGGGAGAUUUUUCCUGAGGCCCCCAAAUCCGCCACUGUGCCCCCCUGGUGACCCAAGGCUGGGGGAGAUUUAGCCAGGCCGGGGUCCAUGGGCCAGCUGAAGAUGGUAGCCAGGGUGACCAGAUCACCC